UCUGACUUUAUUAAAUGUAGUUGGAUAUAAAUACAUGCCACUGACAAGCCACAAUAGGAAUAUAUUUUUAGUGGUGUCGAAUUUUAUGUGGGCCCCGGAAAACCCACUGAUUUUCCCAUUUGGCCCUCUUGGUACUGAAGUUGAAUAGCCCUACUCUAUGUGAUCAAACGUUAAUCCCCAUACCUCCGUUAACCACUAGAUGGGGGUACUAGUUAACAUUUCAAAUUAAAGCGAAAUCCUUAUAUUAUCUGGUUAAAGUGGUAUCAUGAAAGAGUAAAUCGCAGAUAAACAGGUACAAAGAAGUAGGCUAGGAUCUGUAAUACCUUGUCUUCAUCAUUACGGAUGAAGCACAUCUUUACAAUGUCAAAGCAGCAAUGACAGCUUCAAGUUAGUACUUGUUAUUUGAACGCAGUUGCCUGCAGUGGACCAAUAACACGAAAAUGUAGGCUUGUGUCAUGUCAGCGUUAUACGAUACGCCCGUAUUUUGUUUCCAUGUUCCCCUGAGUGACCACACGUUUCUCAGGUGUCCAAGCAACGCAACAUACAAUCGAACUUUGCCUGGCUAAUGUUGAACUAACUAGACGAGAUGAACGAUAGCUAGCUAGCAUAACACUCUCCGAACAGAAUUGAGAUAUACCAAAAUACACCAGUGAGUAUUCCCUUCGAAAUAUUUCGUGUCCGAUAUUAAUGAGAGUUUACUAGGUGUGCUGCGGAUUAAACAUAAGCAAGUAUGUAUGGUCGUUGCCCCCGAGUUACGCCUUUUGCAGUGGGAAGUACCUCAUCCAAACUCGGUCCAGGAUCAUAUGAGGUCAGCCAUUACCUAACCAGUGCAUCGGAUGGCUAUGCACCAUUUCUAUCAUUAACCAAGAGACGGACAUUGUUUCACCUAUCUAAUGAUGAUUUGACUACCCCAGGCCCAGGCCAGUACAACUCCCUGCUCAAGGGUCAUGUUCCUGGAGGAAAGAGUCUCCAGAAUCGCUCAAAACGCUUUGAAGAGGUGGUCCCAGAUAACCCAGGCCCAGGAGCAUAUAAUCUUUCCCUAACAAUUGCAUCUAAACAUGAGGACACCUCACGAAAGGAGAAUAUGAAAUUGGCUGUGCCUAAUCGCAUCAGGUUUAUUCAACAACCUGACAUACCCUCCAUCCCAUCUCCUGGGCAGUCUUAUGGCUAUGAGGAGAACAGUCAGGGACUGCUUUGCAAACAGACGCCUCCAGAAAGGGAUGCCACACUGGGACCUGCUUUCUACAACCCACUGCACUUGAGAAAUACAGAUAACUCAUCCUCUCUCAAGUACAAAGGAAUCCAUUUUGGAAAUAUGACAGGGAAACGCAAAGAACAGAAGGUGAUAGAGGGCCCUGGCCCUUGUCAUUAUGACCCUGAUGUGCAUAAUGCCACUUACUGUGAGAACGUCAACGUGAAGAAAGAGAAGAGCAGGGGGAAGCUGGCCAUCCCUCGUUACCACGAAAUAGUCACCAUUCAGGAAGAGAAGAAGGGUGUGCCAGGACCUGGGCAGUACCACAUCAAGAGUCAGUUUGAGAAGCCCAGCACCCCGUACGGAGCCCCCCUGGUCUCCAUCCCUCCCUUCCUCUCCCAGGCCCAGCGCUUUACCACAGCGAAGGAAGUAGCUCCCCCUGUUGGUGCCUACAAUGACCCGCGCUGUGCCCUGGAGUUGUUGAGGAAGACCAGUAGUGUCAAGAAAAACCCAUUUGGAUUGACGACUGAGCGCUUCGUUUCGGAGAAAAGGAAACCGUCCACUCCAGGCCCUGGUGCAUAUAACGUGUUUGACUACGGGCUUGCGCAGGAAAGCUUAAAAAAGGCUUUCUUGGAAAGCACGAGGAGAGGGGCAUUUGGCUCGUCGGCACGCCGGAGCCCCUUAUUCUUCAACAAGUCAGACGUCUACGAUCCUAGUCCGGACCAAUACAAGGUGGAGAAGAAGACUGAGGAGCAAUACAAAUGCCAUCAAACCGCAGUAUUUAAGUCCGAAACAGAACGUCUGGCAACCUUGACGAGGAUCCAAGACACCCCCCCGGCCAGCUUGUACAAUGUCCGGGAGGCCUAUGACAAGACCUACGGCCGCAAACACUACUCAGCACCCCGAAACAAAGACGCCAAGAGGAGACAGGGGUCGUUCCUGAGUGCCUCACCCCGAAAGUCCUUCUUCAUGCACCCUGACCCUAACGUCCCAGGACCGGGUCACUACAGCCCAGAGAUCAAGUCCAGUGCCAAACUGGCACUAAUCGGGUCCCGCGAGGACCGCUUCAAGAGUCAGAAGGACACCACCCCUGGCCCGGGCACCUACCAGCUCAGCCCUGCAGUCGUGGACACGGUGCUCAAAGGCACGUUCAACGUGACCCUACAUAACCCACUGAUGGCACAGAGCCCCAUCCUGAGGCCGCGCAACGCCAUUUUUUUGGAGAACUUCUCCGUCCAUAGCAUGUAGUGCCAAGUUAAAGCUCACCGGACACCACCAGAGGAAUCCCACACGUGGGUGAUAAUUUCACUGCAUUUAUAAUCUCGAUUCUCUUCAGUGGUCACUUUUCAUCCAUGAAAAAUGAAUAAAUGAUAAAAAAUAAACAACUCAAGAAUUUCAGUCUGUGAGUCUG
Clupea harengus (Atlantic herring) is the source of this 2603-nucleotide messenger RNA. It is a transcript of the gene stpg2, whose product is annotated as sperm-tail PG-rich repeat containing 2. The record is from RefSeq and is a predicted model, not a curated record. NCBI's taxonomy places the organism in Eukaryota, Metazoa, Chordata, Actinopteri, Clupeiformes, Clupeidae.